AUGCAGGAAAUUGAAGCUAAGAAACAAUUGAAAGCAAGUGAAGGAGCUCACUUCUUUUACACUUUGAUCUUCCUUAGUGCUUCAGGCAUAAUAGAGACAUAAUUUAUUGAUCAGAAAUGUAAUUAGAAUUUAGCUUUGUUUAUUCAUUUGGUUUUCUACGGAUUAAUUAUUUGGGGAACCUACAUUUUGAUAACCUUGAUACCCAGAUACAAAAAUCCUGCAAUAAACUUGUUCUUCAAUUUCUUGGACAUCUGUUUUGCAAUUUACAUCACCUUUUUGUUAAUUUAUGGAUACCGACUCUAUUCCUCACAGAACGAUUGUGCAGUUGAGGCUCCUGUGCUCUACCUCUUUUUGGAAGUAUUCAUGCUGGUCAAUGGGAUCAUUUUCAUCAUUUUGGGUCUUGCCUUUAUUUCUUACAUCUUGAAGAGAUUCUCCAAACAUCAAUAGACAUAUGCUCAAGGGGAGGAGGAAUACUUAGAUGCAUGA
Messenger RNA from Paramecium tetraurelia, 486 nucleotides. RefSeq lists its product as uncharacterized. Lineage: Eukaryota; Ciliophora; Oligohymenophorea; Peniculida; Parameciidae. The transcript is spliced from 3 exons. The record is from RefSeq and is a predicted model, not a curated record.